Molecule: messenger RNA, 2849 nt
Organism: Mandrillus leucophaeus (drill)
Lineage: Eukaryota; Metazoa; Chordata; Mammalia; Primates; Cercopithecidae
Gene: ZNF623
Product: zinc finger protein 623
Exons: 2
Coding region: 463-1974 (503 amino acids)
Biological process (GO): regulation of transcription by RNA polymerase II
Cellular component (GO): nucleus
Molecular function (GO): DNA-binding transcription factor activity, RNA polymerase II-specific; RNA polymerase II transcription regulatory region sequence-specific DNA binding
Source: RefSeq, a predicted model, not a curated record
GGUCGCGGCGGGCUGGGUGAGGUGCGGGCUUUGUCGGCGGGUUUGCGGAGCCCGCGCCCGCGGGGUCCAGUCAACGGCUGCGGGGUCGGGCUGGCGCCGUCCUCUCCCCGCCUGCGCCGGGUGAGUGGCGCGUUCCGGGCGGGGGCGGGCAACGCCUUAGCUGCAGCCCCGGCUGGCUCCGGAGCCCGGCGGCCUUGCCGGGACAGAGUCCGCCGGGAGGGCCGGGCGGGGUCCGCAGGCCGCGGCCCGCCCCGCAGGGCGUCCAGGAGCGGGGCCUUGGCUAGCCCGUGUCCCGGACGCAGCCGCGGCCGCCCCCGCGAGGCUGCAGCGUCUUUCCAGCCAGCCCACCUCGGACCCGAGCCUGGGGUCUUCUCCCUGAGGAGCGCCGUAUUCUAAUGUAGGAACUGGUGAGAAGAAGGUGGUUGAAGCUGGAUUUCUGAGGAUGAAAACUCACAUAGGAUAAUGUCAGAUAAACUCACAGUGAUGGAGCUCCCUUCUCCCGAGUCUGAGGAAGUCCAUGAGCCCAGAUUAGGGGAGCUUUUGGGAAAUCCAGAAGGACAGAGCCUGGGGAGUUCCCCCUGUCAGGACAGGGGCUGCAAGCAGGUGACAGUGACCCAUUGGAAGAUCCAAACAGGAGAGACAGCUCAAGUGUGUGCCAAGUCAGGAAGAAACCCUAUUCUGAACUCAGACCUUCUUCUGCUUCAGAGAGAGCUCAUAGAGGGGGAUGCCAAUCCUUGCGAUAUCUGUGGCAAAACCUUCACGUUUAAUUCCGACCUAGUUAGGCAUCGGAUUUCGCAUGCUGGGGAGAAACCUUACAGGUGCGAUCAGUGUGGGAAAGGCUUUGGCCAGAGCUCACACCUUAUGGAGCAUCAGAGAAUUCACACUGGAGAGAGACUCUACGUCUGUAACGUGUGUGGGAAAGACUUCAUUCACUAUGCAGGUCUCAUUGAGCAUCAGCGCGUUCAUUCAGGAGACAAGCCCUUCAAAUGUGCACAGUGUGGGAAGGCGUUUGGUCACAGUUCAGACCUGAUUAGGCACCAGAGAGUUCACACCAGAGAGAGACCUUUCGAAUGCAAAGAGUGUGGAAAAGGCUUCAGUCAGAGCUCCUUACUUAUUCGUCAUCAGAGGAUUCACACGGGAGAAAGGCCCUAUGAGUGCAAUGAAUGUGGGAAAUCCUUCAUAAGGAGCUCGAGCCUCAUUCGCCACUAUCAGAUCCACACAGAAGUGAAACAGUAUGAAUGCAAAGAAUGUGGGAAGGCAUUCCGUCAUCGCUCAGACCUUAUCGAGCACCAGAGGAUCCACACCGGAGAGAGACCGUUUGAAUGCAAUGAGUGCGGGAAAGCCUUUAUUCGGAGCUCGAAGCUCAUUCAGCAUCAGAGGAUCCAUACUGGGGAGAGGCCUUACGUGUGCAACGAGUGUGGGAAGCGCUUCAGCCAGACGUCAAACUUCACCCAGCAUCAGAGAAUUCACACUGGAGAGAAACUCUAUGAAUGUAACGAGUGUGGGAAAGCUUUCUUUCUGAGUUCAUACCUUAUUCGACACCAGAAGAUCCACACUGGAGAGAGAGUGUAUGAAUGUAAGGAAUGCGGGAAAGCGUUUCUCCAGAAAGCCCAUCUCACUGAGCACCAGAAGAUCCACUCUGGGGACAGGCCCUUCGAAUGUAAAGACUGUGGGAAAGCCUUCAUCCAGAGCUCCAAGCUGCUUCUGCACCAGAUCAUUCACACUGGAGAAAAGCCCUAUGCCUGCAGUUAUUGUGGGAAAGGCUUUAUUCAGAGGUCAAACUUCCUUCAGCACCAGAAGAUUCAUACUGAAGAGAAGCUCUAUGAAUGUAGUCAGUAUGGGAGAGAUUUUAACUCAACUACAAACUUUAAAAAUAAUCAAAGUGUUCACCAAGAGGGGCUCUCCUUGAGUAAGGCCCCCAUACAUUUGGGCGAGAGGUCUGUCGAUCAGGGGCAACACAUAGAUAACUUAUAAAAUAAUUAUUCUCCCGCCCAAUGAGUGAUGUUUGGAAAUGCGUGGAAUUAGGAUUCAUGUGGUUUCUAAGAUUUGGACAUGUCAGAAUUUUGUGAAUCAUGGAUGGAGCUGCCUUUGGAGUGGAUGCCACCUGCCACUGUGCAGCACUAGCAGGCUCACCCUUCUCCUCAGCUGUGAGCACUGUUCUCGGGAGAGUCACAGGGCUUGACACCUGACUCUGAGCUGGAACAGUAGGGGCAGGGAGGAGACAGGUCUCAAGAAAAGGUUUUUUUAAAAUUUUAUCCACAGUUACAGUCCAUCCUUGAGUUAAAUCCCUUUUAGAGCAGAACUGUGUAUCUAAUCUUAUUACUUAGGAGAAUGUUACCUAGGAAAUUUUGAUCUAUUAAGUUGAAGAAAGAUAACUUGUAUACAAACCCCCGAGCCAUUUCCCUGUUGUCUGGAGGAGGAACUCCAGGUCCCCCAUCCUGGGCCCUAAGGCCUCCUGUGUCCUGGAGCCUCGCCUCCCACUGCCUGACUUCCUGCCACACAGUUAAUGCUGCAGCAACACCAACUGCUUCAUCUUCCCUGUGCUCCACGUGGCUACCUACCUCUCUCGCCUUUGUUCUUGUUAAAGGGUCUCCUCAGCUAAUUAACUCCGAAUCAUGGUUCAAGACAUGCCUCAGGCAUCAUGUCAAGGGAUGUUUCCCUCAGGCUUAGUUCUGUGGCUCAGUGAUUACUGCUAUUACUGUAUUUACUUGCAUAUGUCAGAAUGACUUGGUAGACUAUCUCUGCUGUUAUACUCUGAGUUCCUACGGACAGUGAUCAUAUCUGAUUGAUUUCCAUGUGUCCACUGUCUCUCACAAGGCAAUAAAAAAUACACCCCUAAAUCUAUGUGU